Messenger RNA from Fundulus heteroclitus (mummichog), 6560 nucleotides. RefSeq names its product ephrin type-A receptor 5. NCBI's taxonomy places the organism in Eukaryota, Metazoa, Chordata, Actinopteri, Cyprinodontiformes, Fundulidae. Gene Ontology annotation, cellular component: neuron projection; plasma membrane. Gene Ontology annotation, biological process: axon guidance; protein phosphorylation; cell surface receptor protein tyrosine kinase signaling pathway. The record is from RefSeq and is a predicted model, not a curated record. Gene Ontology annotation, molecular function: ATP binding; transmembrane-ephrin receptor activity; protein binding.
CGGACAGCAGUCCAGCAGCAGCGGGUUUCACCUGUGGGUGGUCUGUGAUUGGAGAGACCUUGCGCUUUUUACUCCGCCCCCCCUCCGGCGCGCUGCCCGCCUCCCCCAAACCAGAGCGCACUCCGCUCCUCAUUAUUACCGUCCUCCGGUCGCAGCAGAACAUGAGCUCUAAUCUCCGUCAGCGGACGUUGAACAAUAAAAAUGGUUUCCACCGGGUCUCCCGCCUGAUUCUGACUGAAGCUGCAGUUGUUUAGGAACGAGCUGCCACCGUCACCGGUUUUCUUUUUUGUUUGAUUUUUUUUUUUUUUUUUUACAUUUUUAAUUAAUUUUGGAUGCGCCAUGCAAUCUCGUUGGAGGAGUUGUGGCAUUCGGCCGGUGGCGUGGACGUGGACUUGGAGUCUGGCUGUGAUCGGAGCGUGGUGCAUCCCCGCAAAUGAAGUGAAUCUGCUGGAUUCUCGCUCUGUGAUGGGAGACCUCGGAUGGGUGGCUUAUCCAAAGAAUGGGUGGGAAGAGAUUGGGGAAGUAGACGAAGACUAUGCCCCCAUCCACACCUACCAAGUGUGUCACGUGAUGGAGCAGAACCAAAACAACUGGCUCCACACGAACUGGAUCCUGACCGAGGGUGCCCAGCGAGUGUACAUCGAACUGAAGUUCACGCUCAGAGACUGCAACAGCCUGCCUGGUGGAGUCGGGACCUGCAAGGAGACGUUUAACAUGUACUACUACGAAACAAACGGCGAUGAGGACGACAUGGAGGAUGGCAGGAUGAGGGAUGGGGUCGGCAUAACGGAAGAGGAAGACAGGGCGAUGAAGGAGAGCAGAUACAUCAAAAUUGACACCAUAGCAGCUGACGAGAGCUUCACGGAGCUGGACCUGGGGGACCGCGUCAUGAAGCUCAACACCGAAGUCCGCGAUUUGGGUCCUCUGACCCGGAAAGGUUUCUACUUGGCCUUUCAGGAUUUGGGGGCCUGCAUUGCGUUAGUGUCAGUGCGGGUCUUCUACAAACGUUGCCCGUUCUUGGUGAAGAGUCUGGCGGAAUUUCCUGACACCAUUCCGGCCUCGGAGGCGUCGCAGCUAGUCGAGGUGGUCGGCCACUGCGUCAAUAACUCGGUGCCCUUGUACGAGCCGCCACGGAUGCACUGCAGCACAGAGGGGGAGUGGUUGGUGCCCAUCGGGAAGUGCGUCUGCAAACCCGGGUUCGAGGAAGUCAGCGGAUCUUGUCAAGUGUGCAAAAUGGGGUUUUACCGCUCACAGCUGGAGUCUUCAGCCUGCAGUAAAUGUCCACCCCACAGUGUGGCCAGGCAGAUGGGGGCCACGACUUGCAGCUGUGAAGAUGGAUACUAUAAGAUCGACUCGGACCAUCCUAAUAUGGCCUGCACACGCCCUCCCUCAGCUCCACGGAAUGCAAUCUCCAAUGUCAACGAAACUAGCGUCUUUUUGGAGUGGUCCACUCCGAUGGAGACGGGAGGCAGGAAAGAUGUCCGCUACAACAUCCUGUGCAGACGCGUCUUACCAGAUGGGAGAGGUUUGGAGGAGUGCGGCCCCAACGUGCGGUUUCUGCCACGCAGACUCGGCCUAUCUAACACCUCGGUGAUGGUGGCUGACCUUCAGUCGCACACCAACUACAGCUUCCUGUUGGAGGCUGUCAACGGGGUGUCGGAGCUUGCCAAAGACCAUGCAAAGCAGUAUGUGACACUUAAUGUGACAACCAAUCAGGCAGCACCCUCCCCAGUAAGUGUGGUAAGGAAAGGCCAUACAGGAAAGAGCAGCAUCGCCCUUUCUUGGGCAGAACCCGAUCGCCCUAACGGCAUCAUCCUGGAGUACGAGAUCAAGUAUUUUGAAAAGGAUCAGGACUCCAGUUAUACCAUAAUAAAAUCGAAAGAAACAGAGAUGGUGGUGGAAGGCUUGAAACCGUCUUCGGCCUACAUCUUCCAGGUACGGGCCAGGACCUCAGCAGGUUACGGUGCAUUUAGCCGACGUUUUGAAUUCCAGACAAGCCCUUACUUAACUGCCACCAGCGAGCGUGCUCAGGCUUCGAUAAUAGCGGUGGCCAUCACGUUGGCUCUGGUUCUGCUGGCGGUGGUUGCUGGCUUCCUGCUCAGUGGACGGCGAUGUGGCUACAGCAAAGCAAAGCAGGAUCCUGAAGAGGAAAAAAUGCACUUUCACAAUGGUCACAUAAAGUUCCCUGGGGUCCGUACUUACAUUGACCCCCUCACUUAUGAGGAUCCCAACCAGGCAGUACACGAAUUUGCACAGGAGAUUGACGUUUCAUGCAUCUCCAUUGAAAGGAUCAUCGGUGCUGGGGAAUUUGGCGAGGUGUGCAGCGGACCCCUGAGGCUGCCUGGCAAAAGAGAGAUCCAAGUUGCCAUCAAGACCUUGAAAGCGGGCUACACGGAGCAGCAGAGACGCGACUUCCUGUGGGAGGCCUCGAUCAUGGGCCAGUUUAACCAUCCAAACAUCAUCCGCCUGGAGGGGGUUGUCACCAAGAAAAAAUGAUGGUCAGUUUACGGUUAUCCAGCUGGUCGGUAUGCUGCGGGGCAUCGCAUCUGGCAUGAGAUACCUGUCAGACAUGGGUUAUGUCCAUCGCGAUCUGGCAGCGCGGAAUAUCCUCGUCAAUAGCAACCUUGUGUGCAAAGUGUCUGAUUUUGGUCUUUCUCGGGUCCUGGAAGAUGAUCCAGAAGCAGCUUACACUACACGGGGCGGGAAGAUCCCUAUUCGCUGGACAGCUCCUGAGGCGAUCGCAUACAGGAAGUUCACCUCCGCCAGCGAUGUGUGGAGUUACGGGAUUGUCAUGUGGGAGGUCAUGUCGUACGGAGAGAGGCCUUACUGGGAUAUGUCCAAUCAAGAUGUUAUAAAAGCAGUAGAAGAGAGCUACAGGUUGCCUGGCCCGAUGGACUGCCCCGAAGCGCUGUACCACCUGAUGAUGGACUGCUGGCAGCGGGAACGCAGCAGUCGACCCAAGUUCGAUGAGAUCGUUUGUCUGCUCGACAAGUUUAUUCGCAACCCCAGUUCAUUAAAGAAGUUGGUCAACUCCUCACACAGGGUUUCCAACUUGUUAGUUGAGCAUGCCAGUGUAGAAGGAGACUGCAGCACUCGAGGCAAGACUGUCGGCGAGUGGCUGGACUCCAUCAAGAUGGGCCGGUACACAGAGCUCUUUAUGGAGGGAGGCUACUCCUCGCUCGAAACAGUUGCUCAAAUGACAUCAGAGGACCUUCGAAGAGUAGGAGUGAAUCUGGCUGGACAUCAGAAAAAGAUUAUCACAAGUAUUCAGGAGAUGAGAGUCCAUAUGAACAGCACCAGCUCUGCUGUAAACAUCUGAUGCAUACGUAGAAGCGUGCACACCAUCAGACAUCCAUAUGCGCACACGAGUUAAAACCGAUGUAUGGACCUAGCAUGUAAUCAAAGAACUGUUGGACCUAGAACGGCUUAGCACUUUCUGAAGACGAGGAAACCCUAGGUUCUAUGGAUCUGCACUUGAUGAUCUGCGUUGUGGUGAGUUUUGUGUGUUGAGCUCGUGGCGAUAAAGUAUACUGCAGAGCUAAAACCAAACUGGACUGAACCGGACCGAAUGGUGCUAUGCGAAGGACUGAGGAAGGCGAAUAAAGCCGGGACUAAGGGAUGUUUUUUUUUUCAUUUGACUUUUCUGGAUUUUCUGGAUUCUUACAUUAUUUGCACUGUUUGGAUUUCCUCAACCUAGGAACAAAGCGGUGCCCUCUUUUUGACUGCACCACGUUGGACGUUUUGAUAAAAGUGGGCUCAAAAUGGAACUUUUGAAUCUGUCUCAGGUGAGACGAGCAAACCCGGUCUGAACAGAACGUAUCCAAUAGCCAUAGCUUUGGACGUACACUACCUUUUACAAGUCACUGAAUUGAAAAAAAAAAAAGUUCUCAGGCAGGGCAAAAAUAUUGGACCAAGAUUAUAAUUAUUAUAAGUGUGAGUUGUCGGUUUAGCAUAUUGAUCUUAUUUGUUUGUUAUCCUGUCUCGGAGAGGUUUUAAUGCCACAAAACUGCAUCCACACUCUUGCUGUAGGAAUCUUUGAUGUUCAUAUGCCAUCCUUCACAAAAAACAAAUCAAUUAAACACAUAGUCAUGGACUAAAGGUAAUAAACUCUAUGAAAAUGCCGAACUAAGGCUAUGACAGAGACAACAAAUGGGCCUUCUUUGGGCAUGUGGAUACUUUAGAAAUGUUCCUUUGCCUGAAUGUAAUACAUUGGAAGAAUGUGGCAAUAAUCUUCCUGGUCCUUAAAACCAGCUUCUGAAUGAUGCCAGAGAUUGUAAAACAUUUAGUCGACAAGCUUGAAAGUCUAUAAAGACUUUUAGUUUCCUAUUAAAAAAAAAAUCACCCGUAUAUCAACAUCCGACCAACAACUCUAAUAUUCAAUUGGUUUGUUUUGAAAAUCAGAUACUUGAAAGAUGCAUGUUUUAAGGAAAUGUUGACUCAGAUACGGCUAACCCCUUUGUUUGAAAGCCCUAGCCAUAACAACAUAGAUCGUUUGCUUAACUCCGAAUCAUACGAGAGUAUUUCACAGACAAACGGGAGCCUUUUCCCAUUGUUUCAUUGUUCGCCCAGAAGUAACAGAGAGAAAUCUCACUCCAAGUAAAACACAAGUGGAAUGAUGUAUCAUUCUUUUUACGACUUUCAUGGAAAGGUUUGGAGAAUUCUCACUUAAAUACUGCAUAUUUUGUGUUCAUAAUCUGUGUGACGUUUUUUUUUUUUUUUUUGCCCACAGAAGAGUCAAAUCAAUCUAAUGGGAUCUUGAUUGGUGUUCUGGUCUUGACACCUUGACAUGAUCCCAAAAACAGCCUUCACCGGUCAGGAGUGCAUUCAGCCGUCUUUUAACAAGCCUUCACUUAGAAAACAGUAACCUUCAGGUACCACAGAAAACCCUCAGUAAUCUGUUCAGUUCACCGUGCCGCACACUAUCUCUUCCACGCUUGUGUGCCACACCGCAAUAAACCUCACUCUGACAGGACUGCUGUAAAAAAAAAAAAAAAAACAGUAACAAACAGGAAAAAAGGCAAUAUUGAUAAACUUGAUAAUCAUUUAUUUGUACUUGUUUAAAGAAAAUUGUGAACAGUUUGUUUCAUUAUUGUGCUUUCUCAUGGACUACUUAGCAGCUCCGCGUACAUGUUCUUCAUGUAAAUAAUGUAUUAUACAUUUAAAGCAGGGUGCAUUGUUCCUUCGUCUGCCAUCACGUGGACAACUUGACAUUGAUUAUACAUUUCAGAGUUGGUAAAUGUGACAGAUUCUACGAAGCCGCAUUUUUGCUCGGAUGUCUUGGAGGGGGCUAACAGCACAUUUGUCUCCUACCAAGGGUUUCAGAGGGAAUGUGCAGAAAGACGAGACUUAAAAUAUUUUUUUUGUUGUCGGUGGUUGUGUUUUCUUUUAAGUUCCAAUGGAAGGCAGAGGACUUUUUUUUUCAGGGCCCAUACUUUUGUUUGUGCGAGUACGUAAUGCGUAUGCACAUAGUUUGCUUUCGUUGUAUGGUUUAAAAGUAAAUGAUGUCAGUAAUUAGUCCAACCUGUGCUUCACUUCUCUUCAGUAUGGAAUAAUUUCAUUGUGAAUUAUUACUAAAACUCAACCCCUUUGAAUGCAGUGUCCAGAUCUGCAGAAAGUAUUCACACUAUAUCUGUGUUUGUAGAUGAUUUAUAUAUUUCUUUGUCCAUUUACUGUAAAGCUUUGGUAUAAAGUUGGGGGGGGAGGAAGAGUUAUUUCUGUCUAGAGGGGGUUUUACUUGACCAUAUGAAAGCACACAAGAAGAAUGUAAGGUUUUAAAGGAGUGUUCCGCUUUUUCGAAGAGCAUGUUUAGCUUUUGAGCCAACUGUUGAUGGUGGAUAAAAGAGGACUUACUGCUGUAAAAAAAAAAAAAAUCUCAGCUGAUUGAAUGUAAGAGGGUUUGUUUCAGAUUUGAAGUUCUGCAAGGGUUGGUAGUGUUUCUAAGAUUAAAAGUGGUCCCAAGUGAACGAUUAAUUACAGGAAGCAUAGCAUCUGCAUAGUCUCUGUAGUCUGCUCAUUAUAUGUGUAGCUUUUCUCUUCCAGAUUUAAUUUAUUUCAUUCUAUGUUUUAUUUAUUAGAAUAUUUCAAACUAUUCUGUGACAUUUUUAAACAUUUUUUUUUUCUUUUUAGAAAAAUACUUUUCAAAAAUAAUUUUGAGAAGAAACAAGAAAUGCAGUUAACGCACUCAGAGGCUACCGUGGCUAUGCAGGUUUGUUUAUUAGAACGGAUCAACAAGCAGAAGUGUUGAAUAUCUUAAAUCAAGAUGUAAUGUUGUCAGCUGUUGUUACCGGCACUCUUUCCGGCUUAAUUUUCAACUUAAAUCCCACGCGUGGCGCAUGAACAAUUGGUGAAUAAUACAGCCUUAUAAGUGCCUCGCAUUUUCUAAGCACUGUUGUUUCCGCGCCUGUCAAAACAAUACGUCCUAACCGUACCCCAACUUUGUACAAUAUUCAUUCUUUGCCAACAAUGUCUCCAGGCAAUGAGAAGAAUGUCAGACAAUGUGUAUGUUGGAACUAAUUUCAGUUGCACUUUAUGGGAUAUUUGUCUUUUUUUUUUUUUUUUUU